CUCUCACUCACUCUCUCGUGAGAGACGGCGGCUAGAGAGCGUUUGCUGCGCGCGCAGCUCUGCUGUCACACGGCUCCAUCCUUCUCCUUCGUCUCCGUUUUUGAGGAGCGACGCCGAAGAGCCGCCUGUCAGCUCUGCGGAGACCAAAAAACCGCAAAAACACGCGAUUUCUGCUUCGUUCUAGAGCGCUUGGUUCUAGAAUGCCUCGUUCUAGAACGCUCGCGUGACCGACGUUAACGUCGACGCUCUUUUUUCUGCUGCGUCUGAGGAGCAACGAGAAGAUAAUCACUCUCCAGCGGCGACUGCGGCGACGGAGAAGCCCCGCAAUAAUGAAAUAACACGGGGCCGAGGAGAAGCGCGACGCUGGCUCGACGUCGUUCCGUUAUUUCUCCCUCGCUCUUUCCGUCUCGUCGGCUGUUUUCCUCUCAGGACUGGCCUUCAGAAUCUUCACUGAAACAAGAAAAACAGUUAUGAAGUCCUGAAGAGGCGAUGGAGGACCCAUACAAGGACUCGGUCGAUAUGGCAAACCCUCAGGAGGUCUGCAAUAGCACAGUAAGCGGAAGUGAUGCUGUUGGUAAGCUUGAGAGUGAGACCACCCCCAUAAUCCCAAAUGAGACAUGGAACGUCACUCCUCCCACCAUCACAAAGAGGUCUCUUUCGCCUUUGUUGACAAUUCAGGCAACUCCUGCUGUGGCCCCAAAUACAGAAUCUUCUGGAGGGGUUGCUCUAAAAGUGGCAACCACAGUUCUUCAGCCCAUCUGCUUGGGGGAGAGUCCAGUUGUGCUGCCUAUCCUAGCAGGUACAGCAGCCCCUCAAGUGGGACAGACUGGGACCACCCCAUACUUGAUGACUAGCCAGGGUCCUCUGUCCCUUCCCCUAGUUUUAGAACAGCAGGUGUUGCAGCACCUGAACCCUCAGCUGCUUCAGCAGGCUGCCGCUUGCCCAGCCCUUUCGCUGCAGAAUAACAUAUUGUGCCAGAACCCAUCACUUGCUCUUGGACCUCCACCUGCUCUUGACCAGAAAGGAACUGGUCCAGUAUUGGACACCAGUCUCCUGACCCUUAUCCAGAAUCCAAACUUUGCUGCCAUCUUGCAGGACCUUUUUCCAGGCCAGGGUAACACCUCGCCCACUUGUCAUCCAGCAUCGUCCCCACAGGCAGACCCCUUCUCAUCUACUUUCCUAACUGCUCCCCCACUUGCACAUCCCUAUAGCUCUCCACUUGCCCCACUGGUGCCACCAGCUACACUGCUUGUCCCCUAUCCAGUUGUCAUCCCCCUUCCGGUGCCUCUUCCAGUUCCAAUUCCCAUCCCGGUACCUGUCUCAACUUGCAAGGACACCAAGGUAGAGAUGGAGCCCCCUAAACCAACGUGUUCUGCAAGUAAGAGCACUCAGACAUCCACUCAAGACUUUCCUUCCGCGGUGAUGCCUAGCAAGGACACAGCAGUCCCUCUGCCACCUCUUGGUUCUCUUUCAUCCCCAGUGGUGACAGACGGUGAAGUACUGGAUUUGUCCCUCAAGGCCCCCCAACCUCAGCAACUGCGCAGUGUCAGUUCAUUAGAGAUCCAGCAGUUUCAGCAAGACAGUGCCCUCGAUCUGUCUGUACCCAGCGAGAGAAAGACAUGCAUCCAGUCGUGUAGUGUCUAUGGAUCACCACCACCUGAGCGAGAGAGAACCUCUAUCACUGGAGAGGAUGUCAGUAAUGGGACUUUGGCUCUCGGUGUCCUGCGGCCAGUAGAUUGCACUUCCAAACUGGACUCCAAGCUCCUGAGUGGUUUAGCAUCUUUGGAGUUCAGCCGACAGCACAAGUGGGUGGUGGACAAUGGUAGCAGUGGUUCAGUUGCCAGUUCGGUCCACGAUGCUGCUCUUGGUAGCAGUGGCAACAUUGAGAUCGUCAGCACUUCGCAGACAGCCAAGGUCAUUGUGUCAGUGAAGGACGCCAUGCCUGCCAUUUUCUGUGGCAAACUCAAAGGUCUGUCAGGCGUCUCCACAAAGAACUUCUCUAUCAAAUGUGACGCAAGCCAAGGGGGCUACGCUGCCCUGCCCAGGACCCAAGGGGAGCAGCGGGGAGACCCCAAUGACCCACUUAAAAAGAUCCCUAAAAAUAGAGCCAUCAAAUUGAAGAAAGUCAGCUCCCAAGAGAUACACAUUCUGCCCAUAAAGAAGCAGCGGCUAGCUGCCUUUCUGCCCAGGAAAUAACACAGACUCUGGUGUGGAUAGUGUGAAAGAGAGGAGUGCCUGAGCGUUGGAGACAGAAGGAAAGAAAUACAGUGCAUGCAAAAAGCUUGAACCAGAGGAAGACAGAGAGAGAGAGAAGGAAAAAAGAGAAGGGAGCGAGCUAGGGUUUGUUGAUGCUAAAGGCAUUCCUGGCAGAAACAAGACCUAGACGCUCUCCGAACUGUCCAAACGAUUUAGGGCAACACUGGCCGCCUCUGGUCUGCUAGUUGGCAUUUGAUCCAUUCAUUAUAAAGCAAUCAGAGAGAUUCUUUAAGUGACUGAGUCAACAGGAUAUAUAAUGCUUAGAAAACGAGGAGCUGAAAAUGACAGACUGCAACACUACUGUACGAAUCAAUCACAUUUCCACAUUUCAUUUCCCUCGAAACCGCUUCUCUGUCUCGGAUAUGCAUUUUGAUUUUGGUCACACAUCUUCAUGAAUUAUUCAUAAGUCUUCUCUAAUCUAAAUGGCCAUUAAUAUGCAUAGGCCCAGUUCUGAGACUUUGCCAGCUGCCAGAAAGAGAUCAGUCCUGGAUUCCUCAUAGAAACACAAUGCAUAGAAUUGGCAAAUAGGCAUCUCUGUCUGUUCGGUACAUGCCAAAUGCUCCUUGUCCAUCAUCGGUUUGCUGUUGUUUUUUUGCACAGACUGUUGCUGUGGGUUUUGUUAUGAAAUUAACUUCAUGAGAGCAGAUCUCCUCAUUCGUUUUGGGGUAGUGUGUGACCUCUGUGCCUCCCCCCCUUAGCAGGUAAUAGCUGUAUUAAUCAGCGGAUCAGCGAAGCGGAGCAUCCGCUUUGAUGGGGGGUAGGGUUAGUGGUUAGCGCAGCAGGCUAAUAAUGACUUGGCAAAGCGCAGGCCUCCGUUUCAUUAACUUUGAUGAUCGGCGGAAAUGGUUGUCAGUGGCAACAAAGCACAGUUUUCAUCCUCCUUCUUUCUUGGGGGGAGGGGAAAGAGAGGAAAAUACUUCUCCGCUGCCCACCCAAUCUGAAUUAAAACAAAAUAAUCACCAGGGGGCUGUUCAGUAGAACAGGAAAGCCGAUUAAACGGUUUAUUAAUGUUCUUUGUUUGGACCUCAGUUGUCUCUUUUUCUGAACAGCUUAAAUUCAGACGUUCAGACAGUAUUAAAAACAGUCAACAAAUGCUGAUAUGCAUGUCAGGCUCACAUCUAGGUUAUUGCUCGGUUCUAAUUUUGUGGGAUACUUACUGUUUGUAUUGACAGCCAAUUAAGUAAGUUGUAAUACACUGUAUUUCAGCUUGCCCCCCUGCCCCUCACACUGUGGGCCAAGCAUUCUCGGCCCUUUAUUUGGCCCUCCUGGCUCUGUAUUUGGAACAGCUUUAGGCUUCUUUCCCACAGAUUAGUGGUUGAGAGAGGAAAAUUUUAUCUCAGAUUUUUUUUCUCUCAGAUUCCAUUCGGUUUUGCCCCUCAGCAGCUGAUGAAUAAUAAAAUUUUAACUGCAUAUAAAUAGCAAUGUAUGUUAUUACCGUGCGUCUGUUUGUGUGAUCCUGUAAUUAGUGAAGUCCAAAUCUCAAGCCACCGUUUUAUUUUCUUCUGUAUGUGUUUACAAGCUGUCACAUGUUGUGCUACUUCGUGUUUUUAACGAUUAACUAUUUCUCCGCUUGGAAAAUGUGUGUAUGUGUGUGUGCUUGUGUUAACGAAGCAACGUAUGUUUGUCUAAACCUGACUUUGCUACACAUUUCUAAAAAUUCAUUGUACUGAGUUGCCUUCAGUGCUCUACAUUCCUUUCUUCCCUUAAAGGAGUACUCCACUGUUUUCAAUCUAACUGUUAUCUACCGUAUCUGGAGCAUAGUCAGUUACCAGGUUUACAAUAGAAGCCAACGGACAGUUGCUUUAGUUGCUUCUGAUAUAACUGUUUUUUUUUGUGUGUGUUGAAAACACAUUGAAACAAUUGUCCAUGGUAAUUGAUCAUUUUGAAACAGAUGCAGAGAUUAGCUCAAAAAACUCUGCUGUUUGGUUGUACAACGGAGGCUAAUUCUAUAUCAGAAAUACUUUGAGAGGAUCCACGAGGAUCAAUUCCCACCCCCCAUGUUCGUUUCUGUGAUGAUAUAUUCACUAUUUCAAAUGGAAAGGUGAAUGAGCCUACCUAGCCACUUUUGUAUGGCCUUAGUGAUACAUGAUCAUUUCUUUUCAAAAUCCCGUUGGUGUGCAGAUCACAAAAGAAAAUAAACAUUUAAAGACGCAAAAUAAAGGAAAAUUUGCCCAUAACAAAAUAAAGUAAUUCAAGAAAGAUGCUCGUAAAACAGGGUCACUGAAGUGUUUUCAGUUACUGUGCUGUCUCGGUGGGGUGGGCAUACACAACACAUUUAAACUAGGCCACAGAGAUGCCCCCAGAGCAGAAACACUACCAAGACAUGACGUCAGUCAACGCUGAAGUCCACUAAGCCACUUUUCUCGUCAUGUAAAGCUGGGAGCUCAGUAUCAGUAUCAUGUGCUUGAAUGCCAUCUAUUGCCUCUAUCAGUACACCAGGUCGAAGAUUAUAAACCUACACUGUACACUGUCUGUACUGUUAUUUGGAAUAAAGACACCACAAGAGAGUCAUCAAGCAAGGAAGUAAUAAUUGUUUGGUUCCUCAUGCCAGAUGUGACCCAUAUGGAUCUUCAGCUUUCAGUGGUUCUCUAUGGAUUUGCCUUAAGAAGAGACAACAAACUGGCUUAUAUGUAGAAAUUCCUGUACAUUUCCUGUUACGUCUUCUCAGAUUAUAUUUAAUAGGUUUUCUUGGGACAAUAAGGAUAAACUUUAUAUCACUGUCAACACAACGUGCUAAAUCAGUUUGAUGAUCAGUGUAAUCCUCUCCGAUAUUCCACUGUGUUUAUUGCACACGUUAUCAAUACUUAGCUGUAGAGCCUUAAUGUAUUAACUGGCAUGUUUAUCAUAUGUUCUUAUUCCUGUUGUUUUCUGGGAAAAACAUGCAACCGCUGCAUGAGUGCCGAAUAGUUUUAGAGAGGGAAAAAAAAAAAAAGACACAAGACUGUUGAUACGGUAUUGAUGUGAACCAGUUUCUGUCGAUCCUACUUGCAAGAUUGUAUAUGAGGAUUUUGUAGGUAUUAAUAUUUAAGUACUCUGUGGGAAUUUUUCUACCAUAAAUGACUUUUGUAAAUGAAGUAAAUGUGGAAAAUGACUGAUGAGAAACAAAAGAGCUGGCCAUGUUUUUAAAUUAUUUAUUUAUUCUUAUUUGUAUCAUUUAAAAUGUGGAAAAAAAUGUGUAUGUGAAGGGUGCAUUACCUUUUAAAAAUGCAAUGAUUAAAAAUGUCUAUUAACAUCUGAA
This is a messenger RNA of Pygocentrus nattereri (red-bellied piranha), 5494 nucleotides long. RefSeq names its product retinoic acid-induced protein 2. Gene Ontology annotation, cellular component: nucleus. Lineage: Eukaryota; Metazoa; Chordata; Actinopteri; Characiformes; Serrasalmidae. The transcript is spliced from 2 exons. Bases 490 to 2196 code for a protein of 568 amino acids. The record is from RefSeq and is a predicted model, not a curated record. Gene Ontology annotation, biological process: animal organ development.